CGUCAUUCUUAACAGCAACACAUUUGAAACUAGUCCUAACUGAUAAAUACGUGUCCCUUGACCUUGCAGGUGAUUGACCCCAUGAACAUCUCUGAGCCAGAUUCCAGCUUUGCUUUUAUAAGAGAAUUUAUACUCCUAGGUUUUUCUUGUGAGUGGAAGAUUCAGAUCCUCCUCUUCUCACUUUUCCUUACCACAUAUGCUCUGACCAUAACAGGCAAUGGGGCCAUUGUUUGUGUGUUAUGCUGUGACCGGCGACUCCACAUCCUCAUGUAUAUGUUCCUGGGGAAUUUCUCCUUUCUAGAAAUCUGGUAUGUCUCGUCUACAACACCCAAGAUGUUAAUCAACUUCCUCUCAGACAAAAAGACCAUCUCCUUUGUUGGAUGCUUCCUCCAAUUUUAUUUCUUUUUCUCUUUGGGAACAACUGAAUGCUUACUUUUGGCUGUCAUGGCCUUUGAUCGGUACCUCGCUAUCUGUCAUCCCUUGCACUACCCUAAUCUCAUGACUGGGCAUCUCUGUACCAAACUGGUCAUGACCUGCUGGGCUUGUGGGUUUCUGUGGUUCCUGAUCCCCAUUGUUCUCAUCUCUCAGAUGUCCUUCUGUGGAUCAAACAUCAUUGACCAUGUUGUGUGUGACCCAGGACCACUAUUUGCACUGGCGUGUGUCUCUGCCCCAGCAACUCAACUGCUUUGUUACACUCUAAGCUCAUUAGUUAUCUUUGGUAACGUUCUCUUCAUCCUUGGGUCCUAUACCCUUGUCCUAACAGCUGUGUUACGGAUGCCUUCAGCCACUGGGAGACAUAAGGCCUUCUCCACUUGUGGGUCUCAUUUGGCUGUGGUAUCACUGUUCUAUGGAUCUCUGAUGGUCAUGUAUGUGAGCCCAGGACUCGGACAUUCUGCUGCAAUGCAGAAAGUUGCAACUUUGUUCUAUGCUAUGGUGACCCCACUCUUCAAUCCCUUCAUCUAUAGUUUCCGGAAUAAGGAGAUAAAGGCGGCCCUGAGGAAAGUUCUGGGGAGCUUCAGUAUAUUCUAAGACAUAUUAGAUGACCCCUCUAUGAU
Phacochoerus africanus (Common warthog) is the source of this 1055-nucleotide messenger RNA. Its product is annotated as olfactory receptor 11H12-like. The record is from RefSeq and is a predicted model, not a curated record. NCBI's taxonomy places the organism in Eukaryota, Metazoa, Chordata, Mammalia, Artiodactyla, Suidae. Gene Ontology annotation, molecular function: olfactory receptor activity; G protein-coupled receptor activity. Gene Ontology annotation, biological process: G protein-coupled receptor signaling pathway. Bases 82 to 1029 code for a protein of 315 amino acids. The transcript has a single exon. Gene Ontology annotation, cellular component: membrane.